GGUAGCGCAACGAAUCCCUCUGGCUGCGGCUGCUGCUGCUGUUGCUUUGGCACACUUCUGGGCAACGCUUUGUCGCCGCCGACCGCAAACCUGGGCAAAAUUAUGAACUUGUGUUCCUCGGGCGCUACGGCAUCGACCACAUCGUUAUCAUCCACGGGUCAGAGGAACGGCGGCACGUCUGAAGGAGGGGGAGAAGGAGCAGGAGGAGGAGGAGGUAGCGGCGGCGGCGGCGGCGGCAAUAGCAGCAACGACGGACCCUCAGAGGCCAUUCACUGUUUUGGUAGCAACGGAGGUGGUGGCGGCCCGGAGGAAGUUUUCCACACGAGCCACAGUCACAGCACAGCCAACGGCGGCGGCGGCGGGGGCAGCAGCAACGGACACAGCCAGCAACACAACGAAAAUAACGCAACUAUGCCGCCCGAGACGCGUCCCAAAAUGGUGACGGUCAAGCAUCCGGAAUCCAACAAACCCAAGCCCACCACCAAGAAAAGCAAGCCCAUCCAGGCGGACCAGGACGUGAUCAAGGCGCUGCAACGAUGCCGGGACGAGGGCAUCAAGCGACUGGACCUGAGCAAAUCCUCAAUCACGGUGAUACCCAGCACGGUCAAGGAGUGUGUGCACCUCACCGAGCUGUAUUUAUACAGCAACAAGAUUGGCCAGCUGCCCGCCGAGAUUGGGUGCCUGGUGAACCUGCGGAAUCUGGCCCUGAACGAGAACUCGCUGACCUCGCUGCCCGAGUCGCUGCAGAACUGCAAGCAGCUGAAAGUGCUCGAUCUGCGGCACAACAAGCUGGCGGAGAUUCCGCCCGUCAUCUAUCGACUGCGUACCCUCACCACGCUGUAUCUGCGCUUCAAUCGCAUCACCGCCGUGGCGGACAACCUGCGGCAGCUGGUCAAUCUGACGAUGCUUAGUCUGCGCGAGAACAAGAUCAGGGAGCUGGGCAGUGCCAUCGGGGCGUUGGUGAAUCUGACCACGCUCGAUGUGUCGCACAAUCACUUGGAGCACCUGCCGGAGGACAUUGGGAACUGCGUGAACCUGAGUGCCCUGGAUCUGCAGCACAACGAGCUGCUGGACAUACCCGACAGCAUCGGCAACCUAAAGUCCCUGGUGCGGCUGGGACUGCGCUACAAUCGACUGAGCAGCGUACCGGCCACCCUGAAGAACUGCAAGAGCAUGGACGAGUUCAAUGUGGAGGGCAAUGGGAUGACACAGCUGCCAGACGGCAUGCUCGCGAGCCUGAGCGGCCUCACUACCAUCACCCUGUCGCGGAAUCAGUUCACCAGCUACCCCACCGGCGGACCGGCGCAGUUCACGAACGUGUACAGCAUCAAUCUGGAGCACAACCGCAUCGACAAGAUACCGUACGGGAUAUUCUCGAGAGCCAAGGGCCUGACCAAGCUGAACAUGAAGGAGAACAUGCUGACGGCCCUGCCGCUGGACAUUGGGACGUGGGUGAACAUGGUGGAGCUGAAUCUGGCCACCAAUGCGCUGCAGAAGCUGCCCGACGACAUCAUGAACCUGCAGAAUCUGGAGAUACUCAUCCUGUCGAACAACAUGCUCAAGAAGAUCCCCAACACGAUUGGAAAUAUGCGCAAGCUGCGCAUCCUCGACCUGGAGGAGAACCGCAUUGAGGUUCUGCCGCACGAGAUUGGGCUGCUGCACGAGCUGCAACGCCUGAUACUGCAGACCAACCAGAUCACAAUGCUACCGCGCAGCAUUGGGCACUUGAGCAACCUGACCCAUUUGUCCGUCAGCGAGAACAACCUGCAGUUUUUGCCCGAGGAGAUUGGGUCGUUGGAGGGCCUGGAGAACCUAUAUAUCAACCAGAAUCCCGGUCUGGAGAAGUUGCCGUUCGAGCUGGCCCUCUGUCAAAACCUCAAGUAUUUGAAUAUUGACAAGUGCCCGCUGAGCACUAUUCCGCCCGAAAUCCAGGCCGGUGGUCCGUCCUUGGUGCUGCAGUGGCUCAAGAUGCACUCGCCCUACCGGCAAAUGUGAGAUGUGGACGGCGUCUGGCGCACCGUCUACGUGGGCAGCGACUGCUACUAUCAGUACGAGCUGCAGGCGGUGCAAAAGGCGCCCGGUGAUCCCAAGCCGGACGCUGGCGGCGGCAACGACCGGCGUUAAUGGUGCGAUUGAUCCCCGUCCCUGUCCUCGUCCAGGUUCACGUUCUCCUCCGACCCAAGCAUCCCGAGUAAAACCUACUGGAGUGCGUUGGCCGACAAAAUGAUAGCUUUAACGUGUUAUACCAAUGUCCCGCGUAUUGAAAUACUGCCCCGAUUUGCUUUUACCUUAUGUUAAACCCAUCCUAGAUCACAGCUCCCAAGCUGCUUGGACCCACACCACACCACACACAUUUUUAGGUUCUAAUUUAACUCAUGCUUCCAAGCUAGUCAAAAAAAAAUACACUAAAAGAAAUAAUGAAACGAAACGAAUCGAAAGUGAAUUGAAAGCUUUAAAACCUUUUGUUCGAACUUUGGUCUUAGAAAAGCAAAAUUUAAUGUUAAAAAAAAAAAAACAAAAAAAACUACACAGAAUACGCAAGCGCCAAGGAAUUGUUUGAAAGUUGAAGAAACAAAAUGAAAUUAAAAAUUAAAAAAUUAAUAAGAAAUUAUUAAUGUUUAUAGAUGUAAAUCGUAGCCGAAAAUUUCUAUGAACUGCAACUUGUAUUUUGAGUAUACUACUCGUAUGUACUGUUUGUGAUUAAUAAUACACACAUCAUGCGAAGAAAGAAAUGCAAAUGCUUCGUUUGAGCCCCCCCCCUCCCAAGGGGGACAAGAGUUGAAGGAGUAUUUAGUACCCAUAUAUAUGUAUAUCCUCUAUAAUAUUCUUUAAUUGAACUGUAUAUGUAUGUAUGCUUGUGGUUAGGUUUAAAUAAACCAUAUAUGUAUGUAUGUAACUAUUUUAAUAUGUGGCGCCAGCACGCAAGUUCUCGGCUAUCAACCCACACAGAUAUAUCCACUAUAUAGACCGAGCAGACUUGCUGUUGGGGCAGCCUACGCAGCUUUUUGUAUGUUAGUCUAAACGUAAAUUAAUCAGACAACUUAAUACUAAACCUAUACGUGUUUAAAAGGUGUUAAACUAGCAAAAAA
This is a messenger RNA of Drosophila pseudoobscura, 3089 nucleotides long. RefSeq names its product leucine-rich repeat protein shoc-2 (gene Sur-8). The coding region runs from base 103 to 1995 and encodes 630 amino acids. Gene Ontology annotation, molecular function: protein binding. NCBI's taxonomy places the organism in Eukaryota, Metazoa, Arthropoda, Insecta, Diptera, Drosophilidae. The transcript has 2 exons. The record is from RefSeq and is a predicted model, not a curated record.